AUGGGUGAGUAUUGCUAUAAAGUAUUAUUUCAUGAAACAACGUGGCAAAAUGCAAAAUCUGAAUGUGAACGUGAUAAUGCUAUGUUAUUUGUACCUGAACAAAUGAUGACAUUAAACUUGAUAAAAUCCUUAUUUUUACGUCGAUAUAGUUAUACAUCAUCUGGUGUUGCACAUAUUGGUGUUAUUUAUGAUAAUCAAAAGCUUAUUGUAAUACAAACUAAUACAACUGAUAUAAAUACUUUACCAAGGAUAUUGGAUUCCUCUUCUCUUUAUACUUUAUGUGAAUUCACAUUUCGACAACAUUAUGCAAGAUUGAUGUCAUCGCCAAAUAUAUCAGAAAUAGAAAAAAAUCAAUUAAAAAAUGAACAGACUGGUUGUGCAUAUGUUGAUUUUCGAUCUGAAUACACACUAUCGAUUUUAUGUGAUGAAAUACCUUGUAAUCGGCUAGCAACUGUGAUAUGUCAAAAAGUACCGAUUCGAAAAAAGCGUGUCAUUGUAGCUCAAUGUUUAUCAUCAUGUAUAGUAUUUUAUAAUCUUGAAUUAAUUCAAUACUUUUGUGAAACACCAUCUCACAUAAGUUUUGAAGAUAAACAACCAGAUUCAUCAAAUCUUCAAGGCUUAGAAAAUGAUCAACCCAUACCUCAAGGUGAACCUGAUGAAAUAAUAAAUUUCAAUUCUGACAACCGAAUUCUUACUGUUGAACAUCAACCAACUGGUGAAAUUAUUAAAGAAAAAUCAGAUAUAUAUCGAUUACAAGAUGAAUAUUUUCGUUCGUGUGUUCAUGAUAUUCAAUUAGGUAAACACCACAAAACAGAUGAUUCAACAAAACAUCACCAUGAAGAAUGUAUAUCAGAAUAUGACCCUGUCGUACAUCCUGAUUCAAAACCUGGUCGAUUAAAUUUAUCAAUACGCUAUGAUGAUGAACGAAGUCAAUUAAUAAUUCAAAUAAUUAAUGCACAAGGUAUAAUAAGACCUGAACAAGUAACUGCACGAGAUAUGUGUUUAACAUUUUCAUUAAUUGAAAAUGAUAUUAAUGAACAUGAUGUUGAAAAACAUAAAAGAUUUAUUAGUGAAAACGCACCUAUACUAUGGAAAGAGCCUGUGAUAUUUUGUAUUACAUAUGAAAAAGUUAUUAAAAAAAAAUUAUAUAUUUUUGUUAGUAAUCAUUCUGAUCCAUCAACACCUCGUGAUAGAGAGAUAUUAAUUCCUUUACAUAAUCUUAAAAAUCAUGCUAUAGAAACAAAUAACUGGUUUGAUUUACAAUAUGUCAAAUCAACAUCAUAA
This is a messenger RNA of Rotaria sp. Silwood1, 1284 nucleotides long. The record is from the annotation of a GenBank genome assembly. NCBI's taxonomy places the organism in Eukaryota, Metazoa, Rotifera, Eurotatoria, Philodinida, Philodinidae.